AUGGCCUACCAACAAGAACGCUUCAUCGCCGAACUCGCCGUUCAGCGCGCAACUCUCCUCACCCAGAAGGUCUUCAACGAGAAGGCCAAGGGAACCGUGUCCAAGGAUGACAAGUCUCCCGUCACCAUCGGCGACUUCGGAGCUCAGGCUCUGAUCAUCCAGGCCAUUCGCAAGAACUUCCCCAACGAUGAGAUCGUCGCCGAGGAGGAGGCCAGCACGCUCCGCGAGGACAAGGCGCUGAGCGCCGAGAUCUGGAGACUCGUCAAGGACAUCAAGCUGGAGGACAGCGAGAGCGACAACCUUUUGGGCGGCGCCUUGCCGAGCGAGGAAGCGAUGCUGGACAUCAUCGAUGAGGGCAAGAGCGCUGGGGGCGCCAAGGGUCGCGUCUGGGCCCUGGACCCCAUCGACGGCACCAAGGGUUUCCUGCGCGGCGGCCAGUACGCCGUCUGUCUGGGCCUGAUCGAGGACGGUGAUGUCAAGGUCGGAGCCAUCGGCUGCCCCAACUUGCCCGUCAACGACUCUGAGACUCUGUCCGCCGGAAUCGGUGCGGAGCAGACCAGCGGCGCCGGCAACGGGGUCCUUUUCUCCGCCAUCCAGGGUGUCGGAGCCAUCAGCAGACCCCUGACCAACGCCGGUCUCGCCGAGAGCAAGUCGAUCUCCAUGCGCCCCGUGCCUGACAUCGCCCAGGCCGUUUUCUGCGAGGGCGUCGAAGCCGCCCACUCCGCCCAGGGUGACAACGCCGCCGUCGCCGAGCGUCUGGGCAUCACCGCCCCCAGUGUGCGUCUGGACUCCCAGGCCAAGUACUGCUCCAUCGCCAGAGGAGCCGGUGACAUCUACCUGCGCCUGCCGGUGAAGAAGGACUACCAGGAGAAGAUCUGGGAUCACGCCGCGGGUGACCUGAUCGUCCGCGAGGCGGGCGGUCAAGUGACUGAUAUCUACGGUCAGAGAUUGGACUUCAGCAAGGGCCGGACCUUGGCUGCCAACAAGGGUGUCGUCGCCGCCCCCGCGGCCAUCCACGACCAGGUCAUCGACGCCGUGAAGGUCGUUCUGAAGUUGUAA
This is a messenger RNA of Aspergillus aculeatus ATCC 16872, 1059 nucleotides long. Its product is annotated as 3'(2'),5'-bisphosphate nucleotidase. Gene Ontology annotation, biological process: phosphatidylinositol phosphate biosynthetic process; sulfate assimilation. The record is from RefSeq and is a predicted model, not a curated record. The transcript has a single exon. The coding region runs from base 1 to 1059 and encodes 352 amino acids. NCBI's taxonomy places the organism in Eukaryota, Fungi, Ascomycota, Eurotiomycetes, Eurotiales, Aspergillaceae. Gene Ontology annotation, molecular function: 3'(2'),5'-bisphosphate nucleotidase activity.